CGUAUAUAAAUCGUUCGAUAGAAUUGUCAAUUACAGUUUUGCGAACCUUGUCAAGAUGUACGCUCCGGUCAUCUUCGCGUUGUGCCUGGCGGUCACCGUCUACGGCUUCCCCGAGUCCCAGAUCGUAGGUGGCCACGACGCCCCAGCUGGAAAGUUCCCGUACCAAGUGUCGCUUAAGGAAAACGGCAGACACUUCUGCGGUGGCUCGAUCGUCAACAAUCACUAUAUCCUCACCGCUGCUCACUGCGUCGUUGGAAUCAAGAAUCUGAAACACAUCACCGUCCAAGCUGGAACUACCCAUCUUAACGCCCGUGGACACGUUCACACGGUAGAAAAGAUCACCCACCACCCCAACUAUAACUCCGCCAAGCUCGUUAACGAUGUCGCCGUGAUCCGUGUGCACAAGCCUAUCGCGUUCAACAAAAUGGUUAAGGCGAUCAAAUUGGCCACUUCCAAGGUUGCCACGGGAGCCAAGGUGGUCUUAUCCGGAUGGGGAAGAACCAGGGCUGGAGGAUCGAUACCUAACAAUCUCCAGGAAAUCGAUUUGAAGGUCGUCUCGCAGGCUCGGUGCAAGAAGGCUCACACGAACGUGAGAGACAGUCACAUCUGCACCCUCACCAGACACGGCCAGGGUGCGUGCAACGGUGACUCCGGCGGUCCUCUUGUCCACAACGGAGUUCAAGUUGGUAUCGUCUCCUACGGCCACCCCUGCGGUGUUGGAUACCCCGAUGUCUUCACCAGGGUGUCCUCCUUCGUGCCCUGGAUCCGAAGGCAAUUUAUCGGCUCCAACCUGAGCCUUGGGCGCGUAUAUAAAUUGAUCGAUAGAGUCGUCAGCUACAGUAUUGCGAAUCUUGCCAAGAUGUACAUUCCGGCCAUCUUUGCGCUGUGCCUGGCGGUCACCGUCUACGGCUUCCCCGAGGGUCAGAUCGUAGGUGGUCACGACGCCCCGGCUGGAAAGUACCCGUACCAAGUUUCGCUUAAGAACAACGGCAGACACUUCUGCGGUGGAUCGAUCAUCAACGACCGCUACGUGCUCACAGCAGCUCACUGCGUCGUUGGAAUCAAGGACGUGAGCGUCGUCUCCGUCCAAGCUGGAACCAACCUACUUAGCGCCCGUGGAUCCGUCUACGCGGUAGAAAAGAUCACUGCUCAUCCCGAUUACAACUCCAUGCUGAUCGUUAACGAUGUAGCCGUGAUCCGCGUGGAGAAGACUAUCGCUUUCAACAGCCUGGUUCAGCCGAUCAAACUGGCCGCUGUCGACGCUCCCGAGGGAUCCGGAGUAGUCUUGACCGGAUGGGGAACCACCAGGAACGGAGGAUCGGUGCCCGACAAUCUCCAGGAAAUCGACUUGAAGAUCUACGCGCAGGCGCAGUGCAAGAAAACUCACUGGAAUUUGAAAGACAGCCACAUCUGCACCUUCACCAAAUCCGGGGAGGGAGCGUGCCACGGUGACUCCGGCGGUCCUCUUGUCAGCGGCGAAGUUCAAGUUGGUAUCGUUUCCUUCGGUCGCCCUUGCGGUAUCGGAUACCCAGAUGUCUUCACCAGAGUAUCCUCCUUCCUGCCCUGGAUCCAACAGCAAUUGAAGUGAACGCUCGAGAACGAUAACCGGGAACCAAAUAUGGGAUUCAUUAAAUAGCUUUAUUUCUGUUGUGUGAUUUUUUAAUAAAUUUCAUUUGCUUCUGAUAAUUAAACGUA
This is a messenger RNA of Megalopta genalis, 1695 nucleotides long. Lineage: Eukaryota; Metazoa; Arthropoda; Insecta; Hymenoptera; Halictidae. The record is from RefSeq and is a predicted model, not a curated record.